CAUCCCCACACCAAAUUCCAGAAACACCCACUUCCUCUGGAGACCCUUGGACCGUUCACUCCGAGGAUCAUCAUCUUCUUCUUCUUCUCUAUUUUUUUCUUUUCUGACGCUCCUCCUUUUACCCCAAUUAUAUUACUUGAAGAUGCCUCGUACUUCAUCCAAGAAAGGCGUAACUGGUUCUGCAGCCUCUACCAAUCCUGCCGUCGAUUUGUUUCGCUCUGCUUCAAGUAAAGCAGCAAAUAAGGAAUUGGAACGUAUCGACCAAUUAUUUCAUACAUAUGCCAAUACUUCGUCUGGUAUGAUUGACCCGGAAGGAAUUGAGUUUCUUUGUUCCGAUUUGGAAGUCGAACAUACCGACGUCAGGAUAUUGAUGCUUGCAUGGAAGAUGCAGUCUGAAAAACAAGGAUACUUUUCACUGGAUGAGUGGCGGAGGGGCCUCAAAGCAUUAAGAGCUGACACAGCACAGAAAUUGAAGAAAGCACUCCCAGAACUUGAGAAGGAGGUCAGAAGGCCAUCAAAUUUUGUAGAGUUCUACUCCUAUGCGUUUCAGUAUUGCUUGACGGAGGAGAAGCAGAAGAGCAUAGACGUCGAGAGCAUUUGUCUCCUGCUUGAUCUCGUUUUAGGGUUUGAAUUUCGACCCCAAGUUGACGCCCUUAUUCAGUAUUUGAAGACGCAGACUGAUUACAAGGUUAUAAACAUGGAUCAAUGGAUGGGAUUUUAUAGGUUUGUUAAUGAGAUUAGUUUUCCAGACCUGAGCAAUUAUGACCCCUUCCUUGCCUGGCCACUGAUCCUGGAUAAUUUUGUGGAGUCACUGAGAGCAAUGCAUGGCUAAGAACACCGCUGUUUGGCAUGUCACUGUGUGCACCAAAUAUUAUUUGUUAAUGCGAAGAUUGUUCAAGCCGCGCCUCAAGCUGCGCAUGCUAUUGUUUGGAAAUUUAUCUUUUUCUUUCCUUUAUUCCCCCUCUGUUCCCCCUUCCCCGACUUGUAAUGCUAAGACAAGAUAUGGAACGGUAAGUGGAGCUAUUCUUCAUAUAACUACUCUUAUUCAACAUAAAUAUAUAGGAUUUUCUUUCUACCUUUUAGUGUAA
This is a messenger RNA of Nicotiana tabacum (common tobacco), 1088 nucleotides long. RefSeq lists its product as uncharacterized. Gene Ontology annotation, biological process: protein neddylation. Gene Ontology annotation, cellular component: ubiquitin ligase complex. Lineage: Eukaryota; Viridiplantae; Streptophyta; Magnoliopsida; Solanales; Solanaceae. The record is from RefSeq and is a predicted model, not a curated record. Gene Ontology annotation, molecular function: cullin family protein binding; ubiquitin-like protein binding; ubiquitin conjugating enzyme binding.